CGUUGCAGUGGUAUAUAUAUAUACGUCGUCGCGCCUGCCGCAGGACGCCGUGCACAUCUCCUUGCUCUCGCACAGCGCGGUAUUGCGGUCUUCGCGUACGACAAGCGGGGAUUUGGGAGAACGGCGCUAGACCGGGAACAUCGUAGCCCAGGCGCAUCGUAUGGCAAGACAAACCAUGAACUUGAGUUGUCGGAUGUCGAGCACUGGUUGGAGUAUCUGGCUCAGCGGCAUCCUGGCGUGCCUUUGUUCCUUACAGGCUAUUCGGCGACGCGUCGACACAUUGGUUUUUCUUCACGUCUGGACAUUAUGCUUACAACACCCUCGUAUCAGAGCGGAAGUCUGGUAUUCAGUUUCGCAACACGCCGGCGGGCACCGCCGAAGGUUGAGACAGUAGCAAAACUAUCUGGCGUUAUAUGCUGUUCGCCUCAUAUCUACCUGACUUAUCCCAACCCGAAGGCAAACUGGAUAAAAUUUCUGGCGAAGCCCUUGUGCGCCCUUGUGCCGAACAUGAAACUUGCUGCACCGAUGCCUGAAGGCCUGAAGCUGAAGAGGUGA
Messenger RNA from Phanerochaete carnosa HHB-10118-sp, 555 nucleotides. RefSeq lists its product as uncharacterized. The record is from RefSeq and is a predicted model, not a curated record. The annotation marks the transcript as partial. The transcript has a single exon. NCBI's taxonomy places the organism in Eukaryota, Fungi, Basidiomycota, Agaricomycetes, Polyporales, Phanerochaetaceae.